AUGGUUCACGCGAAGGAUGAGGGCUUCAAGAACGUGUACCACAAGGAGGAGUACAGCCACAGCCAGGACUUCUACGACGACACGACCGACAAGAAAUACCACAGCAACUUCGACGACUUCGAUAGAUACUUCGAGCUCACAGAGGCCCAACGCUACAAAGCAGAGGCCCACUACAAGGGCGGACACAACCAGGACGCGUAUGGCCACAGGGGACACCUGCAGAAGGCCCAACACCACGACGACCACGCAGACUAUGAUGACCACUACGGCGAUAAGGCUCUUUCUGGCCAUAAGAGUUUGCACGGGCACCGCGGAGGCCACCAGGCUCAUCAUGGACACGGUGGGCAUGCAGGAGGAUUCGGUCAUAGUGGACACGUAGGCAAAUUCAUCCACGGUGGACACGGCGCUGGAUAUGGCCAUGCAGGACACGGUGGAGUUUCGGCAGAUCGGGUCACGCAGGCUUCGGCCACGCAGGGUAUUGAGGUCUACGGUAUCCACGCGCUCACACGACGGAACCCGGAUGAGAGCUUGUGCGGAUGCUAUGGAUAUGGAUUCGUUACGGCGGAUACUUGA
Penaeus vannamei (Pacific white shrimp) is the source of this 573-nucleotide messenger RNA. NCBI's taxonomy places the organism in Eukaryota, Metazoa, Arthropoda, Malacostraca, Decapoda, Penaeidae. The record is from RefSeq and is a predicted model, not a curated record.